ACUCAAUACUUGCUCUUAACAGCUUUAUUUAAACGUUCUGGAUGUAUAUCAAGUUGCCACACAGACCUUAACACACUCCUGUACAUGGAAACAUACAACAUUUUGAACAAUAUGUAUGUAUUUGGAGCUCCUUUGUCUGUUCUCUGUGUUAGCCACUAGCAGGUUAGCUUUUUAAACUGAAGACGGGAGGAAGCCUGUUCCAGCAAAAGAACCAGCCAGUGUCCUGAAAACUGCCACAAUCAACAUAAUCAACCUUUAUUGACACUCAGAAGGAACACCCUGAGGAACAAGAUCCUUCUUUUAUAAGUGCAGAGUUUACACAUGAAAAUAAUAAAAAAGGGCUACAUGUUUAUUCAUUACCUGUCUGUUUAUUUUCUUCAAGCCUUCACCAGGAUAGAGUGAUUUAUGGCAAAGCCAGACCACAAGACCUCCCGGUGGAGAUUCUGACUUCCGCUAAUGACCGCCAACAUUAUCUCCACCUCCGUCAUCAUGUCACCGCGGAAAAGGCCCCUGGUUCCCGUGAGCAGCCGACGGAAAGCGGUGGACGACUACUUCCCUUUCAACCUCCUGCCGGUGGAGUGCCAGUUGCACGUCUUGUCCUUUCUGAACGAGGUGGAUAAAUGUAGCUGCGCUCUGGUUUGCCUGAGCUGGAGCUGCCUGGUCCGCUCGUGGAAGCUGUGGCGGGUGGCCGACUAUUCUCGUCGAGGCGUCUUCCACCUGGGUCAAGAGGGGCUGCUGGUGUCCAACCGUGAGUUCGAGAGGUGGAAGUCCUGGGUGCACCAUUACACGCACCACCUCAUCUCCCGACGGGCCAGCCUGCUCACGCUGAAGGCCAGCUUCGACCUGGGGGAUCGCUGCAACAAGUGGGGCGAGCUGCUGAGCCACCUGAUGGAUAACAUUCACUGCAGGGACCUCAGCCACCUUGACCUCAACUGGACUUUUACUCUGCUGGAGCCACUGGACCUCAGGGUCCACUCCAGCUCUAGCUCCCAUCAGGACAGCAUCACCAAGAUGGACCAGGUGACCAGUUUCCAGGAGCUGCUGACCAAACUCACACACAGCUGCCCGCGCAUCUCCAAAAUGCGCUUACACUUCGACUGGUCAGACUUGUCCGUGUCGCUGCUCACCCAGUUCCAGCAGCUGCGGGUCCUCGAGCUCAAAUACUUCUGGGUCUUCAAAGGAGUGACUCCCUCGACACUGCAGACUCUCACCAAAUCCCUGCCGAACCUUAAGUCUCUGACUCUGCACAUCCUGGUGCCGCUGAGGAACCUGGGCAUCUCCUACACUCUGGAGUCGCUCUCUCUGGAGUUCCUAGAUGUGUCGCCCAGUCGCGGUCUGGUCUUCUCUUGUCUGAAGCUUCCCGCCCUGCGCGAGCUACGAGCCAAGAAGAUCGUCCGCGGCAUUACGCUGGACCGACGGACCAGGCUCAGGAUCCAGAGCCGGUGGCCCUGCCUGUACCACGUCCUCCGGGAGGGGACGCCGAAGCUCCAGGCGCUUAACAAUGAGAGGCUCCUCCCCACGUGGAGAGAGGAGAGCUAUGGCGAGCUGUCUUCCAUCCUGGAACAGUCCUGUUACUGCAUCCAGCAUCUAGACAGCUGGCUGUGGUAGUUGACACUAUGACUUACAAUAAAUCAA
Scomber scombrus (Atlantic mackerel) is the source of this 1635-nucleotide messenger RNA. RefSeq lists its product as uncharacterized. Gene Ontology annotation, molecular function: protein binding. Gene Ontology annotation, biological process: SCF-dependent proteasomal ubiquitin-dependent protein catabolic process; protein polyubiquitination. The transcript is spliced from 3 exons. Gene Ontology annotation, cellular component: SCF ubiquitin ligase complex. The coding region runs from base 457 to 1608 and encodes 383 amino acids. The record is from RefSeq and is a predicted model, not a curated record. NCBI's taxonomy places the organism in Eukaryota, Metazoa, Chordata, Actinopteri, Scombriformes, Scombridae.